Solanum verrucosum is the source of this 957-nucleotide messenger RNA. RefSeq lists its product as uncharacterized. The coding region runs from base 19 to 834 and encodes 271 amino acids. The transcript has 4 exons. Lineage: Eukaryota; Viridiplantae; Streptophyta; Magnoliopsida; Solanales; Solanaceae. Gene Ontology annotation, molecular function: oxidoreductase activity. The record is from RefSeq and is a predicted model, not a curated record.
ACAUUUUACUUGUAAAAAAUGGAGCCAUGGCAAGACCUUAGUGGAAAAGUAGUAAUGGUGACGGGUGCGUCAUCAGGAAUCGGGCUAGAGUUCUGUAUCAACUUAGCCAAAGCCGGUUGCAAAAUCAUUGCUGCUGCUCGUCGUGUUGACAGACUGAAAUCUCUCUGUGACCAAAUUAAUAGUAAUUCAAACGGACCUCAACGUGCAAUCGCUGUUGAGCUUGAUGUCUCUGCUGAUAGUACUACCAUUGAGUCUGCUGUUCAAAUAGCUUGGGAUGCAUUUGGACGUAUUGAUGUCUUGAUUAACAACGCCGGUGUUAGAGGGAGUGUGAGCUCUUCAGUGGAAAUGACAGAGGAGGAAUGGAACAAUACAUAUAACACAAAUCUAAGAGGGGCAUGGAUGGUUUCGAAAUAUGUUUGUAAGCAUAUGAUCGAUGCUAAACAGGGCGGAGGAUCUGUUAUUAAUAUCACUUCAAUGGCUGGUUUAAAUCGUAUAGCAGUACCGGGUACUAUUGCUUAUGGUACUUCAAAGAUGGCUCUAGACAUGGUCACUAAGAUUAUGGCGAUUGAAUUGGGUGGAGAGAAUAUCAGAGUGAACUCGAUAUCACCAGGAGUUGUCAAAUCAGAGAUAACAGAGGACCUUGUUAAAAAUAAAUGGUUCCAUAAGUUCCUUUUGAGAACUCUUCCUCUGAAAUAUCUUGGAACUAAUGAUCCGGCUUUAACAUCACUUAUUCGAUACUUAAUGCAUGAUUCCUCUGAAUAUAUAACAGGCAAUGUUUUCAUCGUCGAUGCUGGUGCUACCUUACCGGGUGUUCCUAUUUUCUCAUCGCUCUAGCAAGAACUUAGCUCAUGAAGUUCAACAAGAAAUGGACAUGUAAGAGAAAUACUGUAAUAAUGUUGGUUUUUUCUCCUUUAUUGUAUGUUGAAUUCUCGAAGCAAUCGAAAAUGUUUCUUAAUA